AUGCUUGAAGAGGAUCGUUUCCUUGAAAUGCACGCCGCUUUUGGAAGAUAUUUUCGAAUGCGAAUGCCUCGAUAUGGUCGCGAUAUGGCGUUUUCGUUGGAACGUAGCGAUCUUUACCUUGUUGGUGCUAGUAGCGAAGUGUAUCGUUUGAAUUUGGAGUUAGGUGAAUGGCUAUCGCCGCUUCAGACCAACGGCACCGCAUCGAACUGCUGCCAGUUUGCCGAUGCUCACCAGCUUUUCGUGUGUGGAACCAGUGACGGUCAAGUAGAAGCAUGGGAUCACCGAGAUAAGUCGAGAGUUGGUAUUUUAGACUGUUUACUUCCUUUGAACGAAGGCGGGUUGCUUUUUAGUCGAAAUAUUGAAAUCACAGCUUUGAGCUUUCGAGAUGCUCUGCGGUUGGGAGUUGGAACCAGUACUGGCCAGGUAACUUUUAAUAAGAAGAAUUAAGU
Strongylus vulgaris is the source of this 449-nucleotide messenger RNA. The record is from the annotation of a GenBank genome assembly. Lineage: Eukaryota; Metazoa; Nematoda; Chromadorea; Rhabditida; Strongylidae.